Messenger RNA from Caenorhabditis sp. 36 PRJEB53466, 7137 nucleotides. Lineage: Eukaryota; Metazoa; Nematoda; Chromadorea; Rhabditida; Rhabditidae. The record is from the annotation of a GenBank genome assembly.
AUGUCCGGCAAUGAACGCACGUAAGUCGGCCGGAGAAAUGGAACACAGGAAAGGGGCAUAAUGGUAUUUGCACAAAACGCAUAGAUAGGACCGCUAAAAGUGGUGAUAAAGAGUUACGGGCUUGGGCUCGUCACCCCAUUUGCAUAUGUUCGGCCACUAUAUAUUGGGGCCAAACCGCUGAAAUCUAAACAUGUUUUCUCGAGCGAAUUCUACAAGGCAAGUCACUUUUUUCUCUCAGAGUUUGUCCGACCGAGACGGUCUAAUAAGUUUCUAAAAAAUGGCAUGUUUACCGUUUUGCGUAGGCUGCCGUUAGAGAUGUUUUGUCAAUUCGGAUCAAAUCCGCAAACUUUACUGUGUGCCUCCGGCAUGGAUCACAUUUCAUUUCAUUUCUCACUGUAUGCACACAAAUAUCGGAUCAUGAACCCGGUUUUUGAUAGGUCGCUUAGCUGCCAAACAGUAAACGUCUCUCAUUUCUCACUUUCGAAGAGUCUUGUCCGAUCUCACAGUUCACACUCAAUAUUUUCUGUUGAACUCUUGGUAGAGCAAGUGUGCCAAGUGGACUGCCGCUUUCUCUUAGUCUUUUCACGUUUACUGUCGGGUAUUUACAAGCAAUUUUCUUUUUUCUUACUUGCUACUCUAUUAAACAAUGUUCAAAAACGUUUCCGGCGUCUCAAUCCCAAUAUCUCUUGCACAGCUGUUGUGAUCUGAGCAUGAUGAGUGCUCAUGAAACAUUCACAUCUUGCUCAUCAAAAUCUAUUUCUCUUUCUCUCUUCUAUACGCCAGAUCUAAUCAAUUUGUGAGCACCUAUUUUUUCCGCACCUCGACUUCCGUUACACUCAUUUUACAACUCGGUCGCAGGAGAAAGCUCUUCAAUGACGAUGCUCUUGCAAAAUUAUAAAUUAUUGAAGAAUUCUAAUUAGAAAAUCGUAAUACUAGGAAAGUGAUGGGAGCAAAAAAAACCCGUCUGAUUACUUUCGAGAAAAAAUGGAAUCGGGACUUUGGGACUUUGGGACCAGAACAGAACAAUCCCUUGCAGAACACUUUCCAAAUCUUUUGAAAUUUUACGACAAAUGUGAUAAGAUAAUGAUUUCAGAGUAAUGACCGAAAGCCCGUUUCGAACAGGGACGCCCUCAAAGAUGCCAUCCGCGUUCGGAGAGAAGACCUAUGUGAGUUUCACUUGAUAAACCGGGAGGUGAAAGUUGUUUCCUGAUAAUCACUGAUACCGGGGCCGGCUUUUGCAUAUUAUAUCUGAAUACGUACAAAAUAGGUCAGGUCAGUUUCGGUUUGAGAUCAAACGAAAUGAAUGAAAUCGCAUCACAGUUGGAGACCGUUGUUGCAAGAAUUGCCGCUUUUGUUCCGCCCUUCUCAGCCUAAUUCAUCAAGAGUCAUAUUAUGUGCCUCAUUUUGCCAACAUUCUCAUCUCUUGUCGUUCCUCUAAAGUUUUAGAACCUAAUAAUAAUCUUGUCUCAAUCCCAAGAACAACGGUACUAGAUGGAUGUGCAAUCAUUUGUGCGCACAUGUGUUCUGAUGACCCUAGAGUAAUCCGACACACUUUGGACAGCCGGAGUGGUCCGUCCCUCGCACACACACCUGCAAUUACGACCCCCGCCACGAGUGCGUCCUUGUACGGUCUACUCUCCCUCUCUCUCCUUUUCCUCUUUUUCCCUUUCUUUUCACUCAUCUAAUCCGUUCGUUUUUUUGCUAAUAGAGAGCACUCUUCUGGCGUUAUUACCAUACUCUUUUGUUAUUCUUCUGCCAGCUAUUAUACUUGUGAGAAAACCACACAAACCAUGCACUCGCGUUCGCUUUUCUUUGCUCUUGCAUGUGUGUUUCGCAGAUUAUAGUAGUUUUUCUUGGUGAUCUUGAGAAAACACGUACAUACACACACAUACCCGCAUACAAACAGUCUGAGGGCAGUGAUUUUUCUGCGCGAUAAGUUUUGUCCUCCCAUUCAGAUGCCAAUGAUUUUUCUCACUUGUCAGUGAAUUCUAAAUUCUCGAAUUUCUUCUUCCCUUUUUCCUCUUCGCAAUUGGCAAUAGCCAAUAGAAUAUUCGAAAAAAUUCAGAAAUCAUGCGGAGAGUAAUUGAUAGAAAUCGCAGAGCAACGGUCACAACGUUUGAUUUAGGGCCUCUUCAGGUUUGAUUUGAGAUCUUUAAAAAAAGUUAUCAUAUUUCAAAUAACCAUGAUUUUUCAGGUCAGCAAAGAAGAGCACGAAAAGGAACGCACUAGAUGGCUUGGAAAGAUGGAGGAAGUGGAAAAGCGGCUGAUGGAUGCGGAAAUUAUGAAUUCGUCCCUGACAAUCAACAAAGCGGAACUUGUGAGUUGACCGUAGCUCGUGGAAAAUUGACGGAACAGCUGCUGUGUUGCGCAUGAAAGACCAAAACAUGUCACACGAGUAUUAAUUUCUAUAGCGAGCUGCAUUCUUUCAUUUGUUCAUUUCCACUUCUCAGUCAGAUUUACCCUCAACAUGCAAUAAUCUCCUCUUCAAUUUUCAGAAAAAGCGUAUUGUGGAAAUGGAGAAGGGCCAGCGGCCAAUGAUCGAUGCGAACCGCAAACUUUCCGAUCGCAACAAAACCUUGCAACAGGAAAUGAAAAAGAUUGAGCAGAGAUUCUGUCACAGCCGAGACGAUUUCCUAACUCUGGUUUGAAUUCGGCACGUAGUGAACAUAUAAAUACUGUCUUUUUUCAGAAAGAUGUCCAUGAACGUCUUCUCAAGGAGAACGCGUGUUUGAAAGAGAAACGUGUGUCGCCGGAGAAGUUGGAGGAACUCAGCCGAUACCGUAACAAAGUGCUCGAGUACUCAAAGUGUAUCACUGCUCUCAGAAGUUCCGCCUAUGUUUGUACUCUUCUCGCUUCACUCAUCUAUUCUAGUCUUUUCAGGAAAAAGACAAGAGAUAUGAGAUGCUGGUCCAAAAGUUCAAGCGUCUACAGAAGUGCCUGAAGAAAAGUGAAAACGAUGACGACAGAAUGAGGUAAGCCGAGAAGCUGAAUAGAUCUUUCCAGAGUAAUCCGAUUUUGCAGCAAUGGUGGAAGCGAUUGUUCGGCGGCCAGCACUGUAAGCCUUGAUACGAUUACGGAGGAUUUCGAGGAGGUUUGUGCGACGGGAAUCUGUUUGCCAAGAAAUCGAAACGUUGAUGUGUCUGUGUGUCACACGACUUCUUAUUCAUUGACCAUUGGUGGUCGAUCGUCGAUUCAUUCAUGACGUCUGGCUUUCCAAAGAUUGUUUUGAUUCCGUAUGUAGGCGCUUUUUCAAGCACUGAAUCACGACUAAGCAUUUCGAGAAAGCGGUUCCGCAAACUCAGGGAUCGCCGUACAUUUUAGCGAGCUGAGUCAGUUUUGAGAUCGAAUCAUCAAAAAUUCCAUAAUUCUCGGAAAUGAACUCGCGGUUAUCCAAGAAAUGUACCGGAUUAAAGAAGCGUCAUAAAAGAGUGACACUAGGCGGUCUGAGUUGGCGAUAAUUUGAAGGAAAAAUGAAUAACUGAGAAAGGGGACCAAUGGAAAAGGGACUAAUCUGUGAUUAGCGCACCCUGCGGCUAGGAAACUAUGAAGAACUUUGACAAAGAAAAAGAAAAGAAAAACAAGUUUGGGAAAACCUUGUCAAAACCUCUUGAGGCUUAUUUUUCAAACUCAAUUUCGGAAUAUUGACGGCCUUUCAGUUGUUUUCUUCUUUUUUGCGAACGCCAACAUUCAUAAAGCCUGCUUUUCUAUUGCUGACUUAUUCUUUUGCAAAAUUCAGUUCACAACCAAAACUGGCUAUUUUCCGCGUCAACUUAUUAUUUCUGCGGUGACCGAAGCACUUUACACCUUCCGAAGUCCACACACUUUGAUAAAUGUUAGUCUAAACGGAGAAACGAAUGAGGGGAAUACAAAAAACUGUUUGAUUGUCGAACAAUCAUUCAUUCGCUCUUCUUCUCUUCACUCAUUAUCCCCAUUCGUUUCUUCUCCGUUUCCCUCAGAUACUUUCGUUGGUCUGGCUAGCAUUUUGAGGAAGAGGAUAAUUAAAGAAAACGCUAUAAAUCAGGAAAAAAAGAGAAGCUAUUCUCGAGAUUCAUCGAAAAGGGUCGUUACGAUUUGGGUGCGGUUCGCUCUUUCUUCCACCAUGUUGCCUUAUUCUCGCUUCAUUUAUUGGUCAGUAAGAAGAUUGGUAGCAUUAGAAUGACGGUUCCAACAAGAACAGAACUACGUAUUCCCUUUUGUCUCGAUAGAAGAAAUACAAUGUUAAGGAUUAACCUUCAAAGCCUUUUGUGUCAUUCUAAUUUGAUAAAGUGAAGACGUGAAUGUGAAUCCGUCAACCCUUCUUUUUCCUUCCCGCAUAAAGUUAGUGUGCCUCCCAUCCAUUCUCAUGCAAAAUUGAUUAAUUAAAAAUGCUAACCAUUUCCGUCAACGGGCAUGACUCAUUUCGGAGGAAAAGGAAGGAAAGUACUCUGGCGGGCAGUAGUAGUAGUAGUAAUAGUUGUAGUUGGCCCCGCCGAGUUUCAGCGGAUUGCCCUUGAACGCCCAGCGGCAAACGGUCAUCAAUCACUUUCCUAGAAUCAAAUUAAGACGCAGCCACCCAACACUACCUGUGAUACGAUGCUGACGGACUGUUUUUGUUCGUAAAACACCCCCCUCGACAUGUUGCGGUUCUUUUGCGGCAAAAGAAAACGAGACGAAACGUUAUUAUUAUUCUAGGGAAUACUUGAAGCAGGUCAACCUGAGAUUAGAAAUUUGUCGAAAUUGUGUGAAUUAGACCGUAAACUCGAGAUUCGUGGCCUACUACCCGCGGCGUUAUGUUAAUGAAUGAUAUGCAUCUCAUAAAUAUUGGCGGUUUUCAACAGCGGAGACCAAACCGAACCGACAUAACUGUCAUCUCGGAUUCUGUCGAACCACCCUUAAAAGUCUCGACGUCAUCAUCAAUUUUCUAUGUAUUCCCUCCCUUGCGUUUUUGAUAGAUAGCAUCUACAACCUUCACCUAAUCGGCUACUCUACUUCAAUCGGAAUUAUUUCUUACAGGUUUUCGCAAAGGAUAUCGAGACCGACUAUCAGGCUUUGUACAGAGAGAACGCCGAAUUGCAGCGUGCUUUGAAUGUAAGUCAUCGUUAUUGUAUGAAAAUCGCAACUAGUGGAACACUUUAGGAACUCCAACUAAACACUUCUGAUCUGAGCGAAGAAAGUUUCUUGAGAGACCAGAUCAGCUUUGCCAAUUCGACAAUCGAACAACAACAACUCGUUAUUGACGCCACACAAGACAUGGUUAGUCGCCCAGAAACUUAUCUAUCUCCCAUUCCCUUUCACUGACUUUUCGGGUGAUCUUUUUGCCGAUAGAUAGAUUGAGGUGCUUGAGCAUUGAUCCACCGGACAUUCCUCAUGACGUGAUAAUACGGUUGCGAUGCGAUCCAAAUAAAGAGAGAAAAAGCGCGGUUCCUCCCACCAACUAGUGCAAACAUGGGCUGGCAAUUCAAUUACGUAGCAACCAACAAUCAGCGCUCUCUCUCUCUUUCUCUCUCUCUGAAUUGAUCAGUUGCGGUUCCUUAUUGAUACGUUGAUUGGCGUGUUUGUGUGUUUGUGUGUUCCCCCUUGCAUGUACUAACCAUGUUCCAGAUGUCCCAAACUGCACAGCUCAAAUCGACCAUUGCUGGUCAGCAAGAGCAUAUCCGAUGUUUGGAGCAGACUAUCGAAGACUUGAGAGAACAAAUUGAAUCUCAAACCGAGCGCAAUGAUGUUCUUGAAUUCCAAGUGCUCGAGAUGGAAGAGAACCAGAAACAACAGGUUUGAAGUGUUUUCAAUUCAUGCAGUGGUUAUGGUUUGGUUUCAUCCUACAACCCUUCAUAGCACCUUAUAACUGUAAAUUUUCAGGAAGUCACAGAAAAAGCCAACGUUCAGUUUGAGAAGGAAAAGGCACAAUUGCAAAAGGAACUUGAUGAAGUCAAGAAGGCUCAUUGUGAACAGCUCAAGACCAUUAUGGUCAUCAAGCAAGAAUUGGAAGCUGUCAAAUCUGCAGCACCAGCCAAUUUGUCAGUAUCAGAAUCGGAAGAAGUGAAAAACUUGAAACAGAAACUUGAGAAGGCCGAGGCAGCCAACACAAGUGUAAGCGCCCCGCUUUAUUUCUACAUUCUUCAAAAACACCUUUCAGAUUAAUGAGGAACUCAGAUCGGCAUCCAAAGAGUUGGGCAAGAUCCGAUUCCAGAUGCAAGGAAAAGAAAAUGAUUUGAGCAGAGAACGCAAAAUGACAGAGGCUUUGAGCGCGUAAGAAAUGAAUGUCUAACAGAUUUCUCAGAAAAUACGUUUUCCAGACAACUCCAGUCAGUCGUUUCGUCGUCGCAAGAGGAAGCGCUCAAGAAGGAAGAAGAGCUGAAGAAGCUGAGGACCACUGUUGAUGAACAAAAGGCGCAGAUGGAGAAGAUGGCUGCUGAAAAGAAAGAUGUCGAUCAGCGUCUCAAGAACCUCGAGAAAGAAUAUGCAGCCUACCGAGACGAGCAGAGACCAGAAAUCCGAACCGAAUUGGAGAGAAGAUAUGAGGAGGCAAAGUACAGACUGAACAGUGCGCUCGAGAAGAUUCAUGACUAUGAACUGCUUUAUGAGGCUGCCAAAAAGUCCGAAAAGGAUGGAACAAUCUCGAAGCAUUUGGAAGAGGAACUCAUUGAGGUACAACUAUAAUACAAAGUAAUGAGAGGAAAUCGCAAUAUUUUUAGGUGAAGGAGUUCAAUGCCCAUCUGGAAAGACAGUUUCAAGCGCAGUCAGAUAUUAUUGAGGCUCUCAAGAAGAAACUGCUGCAGCACAGAUCGUUCUGUGACAAAAUCAACAAAUUAUCAGAGCUUGAGGAUGCCAGCAGAAUCCAAGAGGAAUUGGUGAUGUUCUCCAGAGAAAACAACUGCGACGAAGGCAAACUUGCAGCUAACAUUGCGCUUAUUAUCAAAGUAAAUCAAGAAACCACUCUCAAUAUAUAAUGAAUGUUUUAUUUUCAGGAUAUCAGAAAGAACACAUUCUACUCGCCAUUGGAAAUCUCCACCGCUCAUCAUAAGGUAAACAUGACCUUUGUGGAUAGUCUUUUCAUUUGUUUCUGUUCAGAUUCGCCCCUACAGCUCAGUUGACUCAUCGGCCGAGUGGCAAUCGAACAGCAGUGAAGGAAUCGUCUCUCCAGACGAGCAUGACGAAUAG